Plasmodium vivax (malaria parasite P. vivax) is the source of this 1395-nucleotide messenger RNA. RefSeq lists its product as hypothetical. NCBI's taxonomy places the organism in Eukaryota, Apicomplexa, Aconoidasida, Haemosporida, Plasmodiidae. Gene Ontology annotation, cellular component: cytoplasm. The transcript has 3 exons. The coding region runs from base 79 to 1395 and encodes 438 amino acids. The record is from RefSeq and is a predicted model, not a curated record. Gene Ontology annotation, molecular function: protein binding.
GCAUAAUAGCUGCGUACCUGCGUAGCUUCACACUACACAUCCUUUCACGCCUGCCUCCCGCCCAUCGGGGCCGCCAAAAUGAAGAUCGACUUGGAGCUGAUCAAACGGAAGAGCGAGCACAACGAGGGGCUGCUGGAGGAGCUGGAGGAAGUGGCCCUGCACCAGCUCCAAAUAAAAAAAAUUGAAUUCCUUAACACCCACUGCAGAAACUUAAAAAUACUGCUGCUGCAAAAUAAUUUAAUUGAAAGGAUAGAGAACCUGCACCAGCUGAAGAAGCUGGAGUACCUGAACCUCGCCCUGAACAACAUCACGCUGGUGGAGAACCUGCACGGCUGCGAGUCGCUACGCAAGCUGGACUUGACCCUAAACUUCAUCGACGUGUUAUCCAUCGAAGCAUCUGUGAAGAACUUGAAGAGGAAUGAAAACCUGAGAGAGCUGUACCUCAUGGGCAACCCCUGUGCGAAGUGGCAACACUUAAAGCUGUUCGUCGUUCUACACCUGGAGCAGCUGCAAGUUUUAGAUGGCUCCGACAUCCUCACGUCAGAUAGGAUAAUGGCUAGACAGAGGAGCGAAACCGUUAGGAACUCUUUACAAGACGAAAGGGAGAAACAGAAGCAAAAGGGGAGUGGGCACAGCGAGCACUACGACAGUAUCAAUCAGAGAAAGGAAAUUUACGAGGAGAUAGAGAGGGAAGAAGUACAGAACGCGCAGACGGAUGAGCGGAAGGGGAGGCCCCCGAGGGACGUGCCGCCCGUCUACACUGACGAGGGGGACAUUCGCCAGUGCAACGAAGGGCACUACAAGUUCCUCUUCGACGAGUACUCCAGCAGCAAGCACACCCUUCUGAAGCUCUUCCUCCCCAAGUACCUCUGCAGCUCCCUUAUCCAAGUGGACGUGAAUGUGCAUUACGUCCGCUGCGUAAUCAAAGACAAGCUCUUCCAAGUCAAACUGAGCGAUGCCGUUUUAACAGACCUCACCAAAAUUUCGAGGAAAAAAUACACUGGGGAGUUGCACAUCAAAAUGACGAAGAAAAGUUAUAAGGGGAAUAAAAUUUUUGAGGGGGACUCUAUCAGCGAGGGGGGUGCCCCUCCCCGUUCGUCUUCCACCGCGUCCGCUUCGUCUGCUUCGUCUGCUUCGUCUACUUCCUCCGCUUCCUCCUCCUCGUCCGCUUCUUCCACGGCGUCCUUCUUCAAAAAGGAGUACCCAAUCCACGCCAACCGGCGGAGACGCGCAGCCAGUUCUUCCCUGGCCCUGCCCAGCGAAGCCAAAGGCGACUUCCUUCUGCAGGCGAAAGAAACCAAGUACUCCUCCUCCGUGGUGAAGGCCAUUCCUUCGCUGGAGAAAAUUCCCAAGAGCAGCCUCCCUAACAUGGAAAUGGCCCCUUAUCACAAAUGA